CACCAGCAGCACCUGUGGCAGCAGCAGAGCCGGGCCCGCCGGCCCUGCGGGGAGCCAACCCAGCAGCAGCAGCAGCAGCAGGAGGGGCCCAAGAAGCAGCAGCGGCCGGAAGAGAAGGAGCAGCAGCAACGUGGGGAGCAGCAGCACUCGGACAGGCUGAGCUGCAGAUCUUCCAGCCUGGACUCUGUUGUGCAUUCCGUGUCUUCUUCUUCAUCUGUCAGCUGGGCAGCCGCCAGCACUGCUGCCACAGACCCUAGUUUAGGGUUUGCUCCUGGCAAGGGCUGCUCGCCCAGCCAGGGGCCCCUCACGGGGGUCCCCGGCAGCCCCAGCAGCAUGCGGCUAGAGCUGCCGCGGGGUGCUGAGGAGGCCCUGGGGUUUGCUGCUGCGCAGCCCCCGACGCAGGCGCCGGGAGCCUGCGCCGACGCAGGUGCUGCUGCUGCUGCCGCUGCUGCGGAAGCGGAAGCAGCAGCAGCGCUGCUGCUACCGGCGCCAGAGAGGGCGGCGGCGAUUGCAGCGCAGCAGCAGUGGCGGGGGCGCGCGGAGUGUAUGUACAGCGUGCUGGGGACCUUGAGGCUGCUGCUAAGCCCCAGACAUGGGGCUUUGCGGGGCCGCAUGCAGCUGCUGGCUUCUGUGGGGCCGCGGCUGCUGCGGAGUUUCCUGUACUACUUCUGCGCUGCGCCGCCUGCUGCUGGCUGCUGCUGCUGCAGCAGCUGCAGCGCGAGAGCCGCGGGAGACCCAGUGCUGGUGCAGGCCCUCUUCGACGCCCAGGGAGCCAGCUGGCUUCUUAAGAGAGGAGUAACUGCAACACUUGCUGCUGCUACUCCCGAGAAUCUGCGCGUGGUGCUGAGCAGCGCGCGGCCGCAGACGCUGCUGCUGCUGCUGCUGGCCCUCAGCAGGCCCCGCCCGCAGCAGGAGGCCUUCGCUGCUGCCCUGCUGCAGGUCUUGGAGGAAAGCAAAACUGGCAAAGUGCUGGUCUUGCGGCUUCUGCACGAGACCCGGGCUGUCUGGCCCAGGCGGGGGGCCUCCCAGGGGGCCCCCGGGGGCGUCGAAGAGGGGGCCCCCCACGGAAGUGCAGCGGCCGAGCUGCUGCCGGGCUGCCAGUUCCAGCUCGAGGCGGCGGGGGGCCCCUUGGGAGAGCUGCAGCUGGGCCCGCUGCCCGCAGGGGGCCCCCCUGAGGCCCCCCCGGGGGGCCCCGUCUCUGCAGACGCACUGGCAGCAGAAGAUGGGGGGACUCAUAUCCUCGAAAGUCUAGGCAUUCGCUCUUGUGGCCUGAGGGCUGUUGGGGCUGCAAACUCUGCAGCAGCAAGAGUGGGGGAGAGCGACUGGGGGGAGCGCUGCGGGAUUUUCGCCAGGAGGCGCUACAAGCACGGCCGGCUGCAGCAGCAGCGGCAGCAGCAGCAUCAACAGCUCCCCAGCCUGGGCACUGACCCCGCUGCACUGCAGGGAGCGUGUGACAGCCUGUCUUCUCUCCAGGGCAGCGGCUUUUGGCCCUUUCUUUCUUGUCUUCUCAGGAUGACGGAGACGCAGCUGAAGGGGGCCCUUGAGGGUUCUUCGGGGGCCCGUUUCUCUUUCGAGUCUCUGUUUGCAGCGCCGGCUGCUGAGCAGCAGACUUGCUGCGCAGGCAGCAGCAGCAGCAGCAGCAGCAGCCGGACCGCAGCAAGUCCUUCGAACCCCCGGGCCCCCGUCUGCAGCGCCUGGGGCCCCUGCUGCAGCAAUGGUCCCUGCGGGGGGGCCUCCAAGCCCCUCCAUGGCUCCCCAGGCUUCACUCUGGGAGUCAUAGCAAAUCCCCGGCUUGUGGGGCUGCCCACGGGAGCAGCAACUGGCGGCGAGGGCUGCGCCUGUGUGGAGAUGCACCGGCCCUCCUUGUGGAUCCCGCUGCAGCACCGUCUGCAGCAGCUGCACGACGCUCUGUACCGCAGAGAGGACCCUCUUGCUGCAGUUCGGGGGCCCCCAAAGGGCGUCCUGGAGGACUCGCUCGCAGCCGGGACAGGCAGCAGCAGCAGCAGCAGCAGCAGCAGCAACCCGGCUGCGCGCGUGGCUGCGCACUUGGCGCGGCAGGCAGCGGAGCUGUGGCUCUCGUGGCUGCUGCGGCGGCUGCAGCCGCGGCGAGGGGACCCCCUGGGCCUCGGAGUGAAGUUCGGCGAAGGCCGCAGGGGCCCCAGUGAAGCAGCAGACCCAGCUGCGGG
Molecule: messenger RNA, 2186 nt
Organism: Eimeria tenella
Lineage: Eukaryota; Apicomplexa; Conoidasida; Eucoccidiorida; Eimeriidae
Product: HECT-domain (ubiquitin-transferase) containing protein, putative
Exons: 2
Source: RefSeq, a predicted model, not a curated record